AUGAGCCAGGUUAUCAACCAAACUAGACCAGAGCGUCGCAGCUUUGUUUCUAGAAUCACGAACGAGACCAAAAUACAAAUCGCUUUGUCUUUGAACGGUGGUCAUGUUGAGAUUGAAAAAUCGAUACUGGGAGCCAAAAAAGCCGAAGAUGUAGCAUCUCAAGCCACCAGUUCACAAGUUAUUGAUGUCCAAACAGGUGUAGGCUUUCUAGACCAUAUGAUUCAUGCGCUUGCCAAACAUUCGGGCUGGUCGCUAAUAGUCGAAUGCAUAGGCGAUUUGCACAUUGAUGACCACCAUACAACAGAAGAUUGCGGUAUUGCUCUGGGUCAGGCUUUCAAAGAGGCUGUGGGUGCCGUGAGGGGUGUCAAAAGGUUCGGAACCGGCUUCGCACCUUUGGACGAGGCACUCUCAAGAGCAGUGGUGGAUUUGUCAAACAGACCUUACGCAGUUAUCGACUUGGGUCUAAAAAGAGAAAAAAUCGGCGAUUUGUCCGCCGAGAUGAUUCCUCAUUUUCUAGAGAGUUUUGCCGAGGCUGCUAGAAUUACUUUGCAUGUGGAUUGUUUGAGAGGAUUUAACGACCAUCAUCGCAGCGAGAGCGCCUUUAAGGCUCUUGCUGUGGCCAUUAGAGAAUGCUUGUCGAGCAAUGGGACAAACGACGUGCCUUCCACCAAAGGUGUGCUUAUGUGA
Messenger RNA from Lachancea sp. 'fantastica', 687 nucleotides. Lineage: Eukaryota; Fungi; Ascomycota; Saccharomycetes; Saccharomycetales; Saccharomycetaceae. The record is from the annotation of a GenBank genome assembly.